AUGGGAGAUUUUACAAUCUCGGUGAAGCUAAAUUAUGAGAAUCUGGAGUUCGCCUCUGAGUUUUCUUUUGAGGCUUCAGCGGCACUCGCGAGAGAGUCUUCGGUUUUCGCCGGUGGUGGAUUGCGUACUACCGGUGGCGCUCGGUCUAUUGCCGGUAAAGUUUACUGCGCCGUUCUUGAGAGAACGACUGGCUGGCCAUUAGAAGAUACAAUUCUCAGAUCCGGGAAUUGGCAUGAGUUUGGAGCUGCAGGAUGGUCGCUUCAAUCACCGAAGAUAAUUGAGAUAAAAGUAUAUUACGACACCGAAACACACGCGGCAAACGAGAAGAAAACGCUACGAAACGAUCUCGAACGAUAUGACUUUCUAGACGGGGACUCGGUAAAUUUGUCUGUAUUAUCAAUUAUAUUAAAGCAGCCAAAACUUACGUAUAGCAAGCAAUCUAGAGUCGGACACAAAAGCAAGUGGAUCCUCGAUCUCAACAACAACGUUCUUUUAACUGCAGCUGGCAGAUUUUCAUCGUUUUGGGUGAACCCUGCCUUAGGAUUCCACAUCAUCUAUCUAUCUUCUUAUUUCUCCGAAUGUUCACAUGCCCCGAGCGAGCGGACUGCACAGACAUCGAACGACCCUUCCGUGGAAGGAAGCCUUCGGAAGGUCUCUAAGUCUCGAGAUUUAAGCAGCUCUGAAGAGGAAAGUGUGAGCCAUGCUAAUGCAAUCAAUAUCCAAACGAAACGAAGGGGUAAGGCGUUGAGAGUUUGCUAG
This is a messenger RNA of Morchella sextelata, 759 nucleotides long. RefSeq lists its product as uncharacterized. The transcript has 11 exons. The record is from RefSeq and is a predicted model, not a curated record. The coding region runs from base 1 to 759 and encodes 252 amino acids. Lineage: Eukaryota; Fungi; Ascomycota; Pezizomycetes; Pezizales; Morchellaceae.